Molecule: messenger RNA, 2286 nt
Organism: Panonychus citri (citrus red mite)
Lineage: Eukaryota; Metazoa; Arthropoda; Arachnida; Trombidiformes; Tetranychidae
Product: HAUS augmin-like complex subunit 6
Exons: 3
Coding region: 143-1618 (491 amino acids)
Biological process (GO): spindle assembly
Cellular component (GO): mitotic spindle microtubule; HAUS complex
Molecular function (GO): microtubule binding
Source: RefSeq, a predicted model, not a curated record
ACUUACCUUUUCAUUUGUUUGUCUCUUGACUUUGGUUUAUAUUUUUUUCAUUAAAUUGUUUCUAUUUAAUUACUUUAUAUUUUUCUUUUUUUAUUGAUUAUUUAUCAACCUUUUGUCUUUAUCUUCGCCUUUUAUUGUGAAAAUGGUUAGCCAACUACAGGAGCUUCAAAAUGGUAUAUUUGAAAGUCUUGAAGUACUUUCUUUCAACGAGUAUGUUGUUAACCGAAAAGAAUGUAAAAAUUUUAUUCUCAAAAGGGAACUCUUUGGUCGUCCUGAUCAUAAAGCUUUUGAGGUCAUAAUGAUUUUUCUGGUGAAAUGUCUCAAAAAUUCUCAAGCUUUGUCUCAAUUUCGAUACUGUUAUCCUUGCCUGGACAAGAAUCAAGAAGCUGAAUUCAGGAAAGUUACCAUUGAAUUUUUAAAAUCACUUGAAAAGAUUGAUAGCAGUCUGAAGUUUACUCCUAUUUACGCUGUUCAGCCUGGAGGCGAAGCCUUUUGUUCAUACUUUUUGAAUCUCAUAAACUAUGUCAUGACCAAAGUCUUGAAAGAUAAAUUUUCAGUGGAAGUUGAAUCUGAUCUCAAUGAUUUCAGAUUAGCAGAGCGAGCUGAUGAUGAAUCUACUAAACUUGCCGAGCUAAAGUCUAACUAUGAUGAUCUGGACCAGAAAAUGUUAAUCGAACUAGAAUACUUUGAAUUGAGAAAAAGAUCUCUAGAAACCGAAUGGGAUAAUAUAUGUUUUGAAUAUGCGAAAACUGUUAAUGCUGCUUGUGUACAAAUUCUUGGAGGAACUGGUAACUCUAUGAAGGAUAAUGAAUUAAUUGCUAAUGUUAGACAAUCUGUUGUGGAUUUGAACGAUAUUGUUAAUGAAAAGAUCAUCGAUCUAAAGAGACUAACUGGAUGCAUCUCACCCAAGAUUGAAAUGUACAACACUCUGGCUGGUUACAGUUUGAAUUCAUCGAGUAAUCAGUUAUUUGAUUUAAGACAAUUUUCCAAUGAAUGUGAUUUAAGCAAAUACUUUGUUCGCGGAUGUUUCAAUCUUGAAUUAGUGCACAAAGAUGUGGAUAAGUUCAUCAAAAAGUUCAAGAACUCGAUUGAAAAUUGGGCUCCAAUAAGUGAAUGUAAAAACCUUUCUUCGCAUUACAAUCUCUUCAAUCAAGAACUUGAAAAAAUGACCCUCAAAAUCCGUGAAAAAGUUGAUAAAAUGAAAGCUGAGAGAGAAUCACUGCUCGAGAAAAUCUCUUCUAAACGUCAAUCGUUAUUGCGAACAAAUCAAGUCCAACAAAGGAGGAAAUGGUUCGCUGAGAAAAUGCCAUCACAUUUUCCAAAAAUUAAAUUCAUUUUUGGUGAAAAUUCAAGGAGCAAUCUAACAGAUUCUUGUACCGAUUCCGAUUUAACAGGUUCUCCAAUAGUAUCAACCACUCCACCAGAUAUGUCCAAAAAUCGUCUCUUACGAAACACUGCUUUCGAAUGGUCUUUCCAUCCACUGGACAUUAGUCGUUUCUCUUACGUAGCCCCAACUGCCCCAGAGAAACCGAUCCUUUCUCCAUUGAAAGAGGAAACUUCAAUUCGAUCAAUGUCCAGUCAAAACUCAUCCAUCAGCCUGGACAUGGGUUUACUCUGAGAUUGUCAACAAAUCAGUGUUAAUAAAACAGAAGAAAAAAACUUAUAAGUGACAAGAGAUUAUCGGUCGUCGGUUUGAUCGUUAAAACUUUUCUAUAAAAAUUGAAAACGUCAACAUCAUCGUCAUUAACCAUUAUCGUCAUCACGAUCAUUAUCCUCAUCAAUUUAUUUUACUCCAAAUACACGUGAACACAACCCGGGAAAGAAAACAUCACCCGUUUCUCAGUGUUGAUUUAGCUUCAUCUGAAUUUAUUUAUUCCAAGAAGCUGAUUACCAGGAGCUGAUCAGUUCAUUUGAAGCUACAAUUUAAAUGACAAAAAAUAUUUACCAUGACAGUUAAAAUAGAUUAGAGAGGAAAACUAUAAACAUGAUCAACACAAUGGAUUUGCCUUUUUUUUAUCACCAUCGCAACAAUUUAAAAAAAAUUCUCCAGACUUAAAUUAACCAAUUAACUUAUCCAAGGACUCAAUUGUUAUUGUUGUUAACUAUUAAAUACUUAACCUUUAGCCAUGAACCCAUCAUCCAAUUGAGACCACAAGAGAAUAGGGGGAAAAAGCAACUCUCAUCAUCGCCAACUGUUGACUUAAUUUUUUCUACUCUUGUAUUAUCAUCUGUUGACAAAAUAAAUUGUCAACCAAAAUUAAUAAUUGCACAUAAAUUUGCGACAAA